UCCCUUUAAAUGUAAAUAUCUGAACACACGCCUAUUUUCACAUUAAAUUAAAACAUGGAAAACUUAUCUCACCCUGAUAUCAUCCUCUGUGAUGUAGCCAGUCUGCGCCACCCACCACGGCUCCACAGAGAUUUCCACUGGUUUGGACGGUAGCAGGUCCCGCGCUGACUUCCUGCGGAAGAAUUUCUGACAGAGGAGACAAACGAAGGAAGAAGAGAAUGGCCUGCAGACCACGGGAAGUCUUCUCUUUGAAAGACUCAGAGCUUCCCACCCACCUACUUGCCCAGCUCAACAUCCUCCGGCAGGAGCGUAUCCUGACCGACGUCCUGCUCUGCACGGAGCACCAGGAGAUUCCCUGUCACAGGAACGUCCUUGUGUCCAGCAGCCCAUACUUCCGCGCCAUGUUCUGCAGCAACUUUCUGGAGAGCAGUCAGGCCCGAGUGAAUCUGAAGGGAAUCUCUUCAAAUGUCCUCAGUGGCAUCGUGGAGUAUGUCUACACAGGCUGCAUCACAAUCACCAUGGAGAUUGUGCUCCCCCUCAUGCAGGCAGCGUCAAUGCUUCACUAUGGAGGUCUCUUUGAGGCAUGUUCCAUGUUCCUGCAGGAGCAGCUGAGUCCAGAAAACUGUCUGAGCAUGAUACGACUCUCUGAGAUCCUUCACUGUGAGAGUUUGAGGGAGAGAGCAAAGGAGAUGGCUGUGAGGUGUUUCUCUGAUGUAGCUGCUACAGAGGACUUCUGUGAGUUGUCUCUCCCUGAGCUCAUGUGUUACCUAGAAGACGACCGACUUUGUGCUGAGGAGGAGCAAGUCUUUGAGACCCUUCUGGCAUGGAUCCACCACGACCCGUUCUCACGACGCGGUGCAAUCCAUGAUCUCUUCAAGAAAGUCCGUCUACGCUACAUCCAUCCAACUUACCUCUUCCAGUUUAUUGCCAAUGACCCACUGGUGCAGUCCUCCACCCUCUGUACUGAGAUAAUCGAGUCAGUCCGCCGCCUCAUGCUUACAGUCAGCACCAAGUGUAGCCGAGAGCUCAAGCCGCUUUGGACCACACCACGGCGUUACACCUGCAGAGAAACACUGGUGGUGGUCGGAGGGCGCAAAAACAAUGAACAGACCUCACGAGAGGCUCUACUCUAUGAUGAAAGGACUCAUCGUUGGCAGUGGUUGGCCAAGCUCCCUCUGCGCCUCUAUAAAGCUGCGUAUGUGUGUAUUCAUAGCAUCCUCUAUGUGCUUGGCGGACUCAGCCUCUGCAUGACAUCAGGUGACAGCUCAGUUAGCGCCACAGUUUACACACUCUCCCUAAAGACCAACCAGUGGCGGACUGCUGAGCCCAUGUUGGAGCCACGAUAUGCCCACCAAAGUGUGUCCUAUCUGCACUUUAUUUUCGUGUUAGGAGGUAUUGGGGUAGACAAGAGAAUUUCUCAGUCAGUAGAGAGAUAUAACAGUAUGUUUAAUCAAUGGGAGGCCAUGGCACCAAUGCCCACAGCAGUGCUGCAUCCAGCUGUCGCCGCCAGCGAUCAGAGGAUCUACGUUUUUGGAGGGGAGGAUGCCAUGCAGAAUCCAGUCCGGCUGAUUCAGGUGUAUCACAUCUCUCGCAACUUGUGGACGAGGUUGGAGACAAGGACGGUGAAAAACGUUUGUGCUCCUGCUGCUGUCAUUGAAGACAAGAUCUACAUUAUAGGAGGAUACACCAGGCGAUUGAUCGCCUAUGACACCAAAGUCAACAAAUUCGUCAAGUGUGAGAACCUAAAGGAGCGACGGAUGCAUCACAGCGCCACAGUGAUCAACAAUAAACUCUAUGUCACCGGUGGACGCAUCCUCAACGGCCACGAUGUCAUCGAGGACUCAGACUGCUUCGAGUGUUACGACCCGAAGACAGAUGUUUGGACGUCGAAAGGUUCUUUGCCGUACAAAUUAUUUGACCACGGCUCCCUUCCUUUAGUGUGCGUUUCCAACAGACCCAACCCACCAUGACCCACCAACCAACCAGCCACUUGGGUAAAUGCUUUGCUAUGUGCUCAUCACCUCCCCUUCGCCAUGAUUUAUUGACUCUAACUACAAAAUUGGGAAACCAUUUCAAAAUGACUGCAUUCCUUCACGUUGUUCAGUCUGUGCCACAACUUAACGGCAUGUUAGGCCAGGCUGACUUUCAUCUGAAUCAAAGGAGGAGCUGACGUGCAGAGGUGUCAUUUCUUAGGCACCUCGGGUGGAACUGAACUGAGAACCCAAGAGAUGACGAGAGGCAGACACUUACACAACAAGAACAAGCAGGUGUUCAGACACAUAUGUAAUCCAAAAAGCUCUUUCCACAGAUGGCUGCACUCAGUUGAUGGUAACUAAAAGUGUUAAUGCUUUAAUUUUCCAGUCAUUUAUACACAGCAUAUCACUGCCUGGCAGCUGCAGUUGCCUUCCCUGUAACAAUUAAAUACAUAAGGAAUUACAUGUCUGGCUGCUUGUUAACUCUAUGAGGUCUGCUUGUCUUGAACAACUCAAAAUGACUGCUAAAGCUAAGCUACUAAAAGCUAAUAAAUUUGCACUUUAUAGAAAAUACA
This is a messenger RNA of Micropterus dolomieu (smallmouth bass), 2548 nucleotides long. RefSeq names its product kelch-like family member 38a (gene klhl38a). Gene Ontology annotation, molecular function: protein binding. The record is from RefSeq and is a predicted model, not a curated record. The transcript has 4 exons. The coding region runs from base 219 to 1970 and encodes 583 amino acids. Lineage: Eukaryota; Metazoa; Chordata; Actinopteri; Centrarchiformes; Centrarchidae.